GGCAUUGUUGGGACGAUUUGGACAGAACCAUCGACCAUCGUGAAGCGAUUCUCGCUGUUAUUCGUCGUCUGCGGCCAGUCAUUUCAUAGCACAGGGAAACAUCGUGAGCGAUAACUGAAUACCAGUCACGCACGGGCUGGGGGUUGACGUGGAGGCAGUACGGGAAGGCAGUACGGUGAGUUGAAUUUGUUUGUUUGGAUGAAUGAAUGAAGGGGGUGGGAGGGGGUUUGCUAACCUCGUGUGUGUCGAGCUUCUGAGAUGAGGAUCUGGGGAUAUCUAGCAUCUGAUUCAUGGCAGCUUAGUGGCAGCUGAGUGGCAGCUUCUGUGACUGGUUAUCGCGGGAUGGAAUUGGCAGAGUCGGAUGCUUGGCCGGGGAAUGUGCCCAGUUUGGAUGACCCAACGUUUGGCUGACCCCGUUUGGCUGACUCGAUUUCGCAUUAGUAGAUGGCAGCCGCCCUGGCCACUCGCAGUCUUCUCAAGCGCGUCCCUCUCGAUUCCUCUAUUAAAGCCCUCCUCUUCCCGCUCAUUCCCUCCUCUCCCCUCCCUCCGUUCUCCUAUUUCCUUCCCUCCCGUUCCCACAUGUCUCUGUUCUCAAGACGCGACAGGGAGAAAGACGCUGUCGCCAUUGCCCUUGCUCACUCUGACCUCUCCCUCGCCGAUCACUCUCCCUUCAUGGCGACUUACGAUUCCUACGAUACUGCCCACCCUGACUCGGGCCAUAUGAUCUUUGACUUUGACGAGCUUCACACGUACGACUCCAAGUCGUCUCUCGCCGCAUGGGACUCCCCCGUCCCCGACUACCCCAUGCCCGCCUCCACACCUUCAUCGUACCUCGCUUCACCAGAGUCGACUUCUAGCCAGCUGGACUUUGGCUCUCCCCACCAUCUCACACCAUCCGACCAUGGUAUCAUGGCCGCCUACGGGGAUAUGUCCUCCGCGUCCCCAGACUUUAACGAUUCUAUCCUCUACCAUCGCAAUUAUGCCAGCUGGAUCGCCGAUCCGGACAUGUCUCCACUGCACUCUUCGUCCGCGCCAAUCGAUAUCCCUGCGCAAGCAUCCCUCAAUGACAAUUUCGCUGUUGCUUACAGCGACAACUCCUCCAUCUUCCCCGAUGUUUCCCCUUUCUCCCCAAACACCGCAUACGCCGCCCUCCAACCUCUUCCACGCUCGUUCUCGCCGUCGCCUGCGGGCGACACCAUUAUGACAGAUACAUUGCGUGGAUACAACGAGCCUUCGUCUCUCGACUAUCAGAUGAGUCCCCCGACAUGGGCCACUCAACUCUUUACGGCACCGAGUCCGGCUCAACAGCCACGUCCGGCGCCGCCUCCACUUGAGUCAGUUACGACUGCCCAGGCUAUUCCUUUCCAGGCGGAUUCCGAGGAUGCCUUUGCAACUCAGAGGCCAAGGAUGCACCCUCAGAGACGAGACAUUGCUUCCGUGUCUCAGGUAUUCCAAUCGUCUAGUGCGCCUUCCAUUUCGCAUGCCCGUCCACGCACAAUUUCGAGAGGGUACAGUCGACGGGCGGAGUCUAUCUCGGAGAGCGACGAUCGCGAUGCCACUGUGCGUAGAAAGCGACGAAGUCCGACAGAGGACGAAGAGGAACCUCGGGCCGCACCUUCUGACAGAGAGAAAAGUCCUCCGAUCAAGUCUACGUUGAAGCCACCGAAGUUGGCGCCGUCGGCGUGGCAGCUUUAUUUUACGGAUUGGAUCCAGCGGCAUCAGGCUUCGAGUCACAAGAAGCUGAACGUUGCGCAGGCGGCGAAGGAGGCCGGGCAGGAGUACGCCAGGCUUACUUCCGAACAGAAGGAGCCUUAUCGCCGGCGCUCCCAGGCAGCCAAAGAAGCGCGCGAACGCGAGUUGGCUGCAUAUAUGCGCACGCUGACUCCUGAAGACAUCAAACGCGAGAACGCAUUCCGGACUGCUCAGCGAAAGGCGGGCAAGUCACGUCGGGGAAAUAUCAAGGAUCCCAAUGCGCCCAAGAAACCGUUAAGCGCGUAUUUCAUGUUCUUGCAAAGGAUUAGGAGUGAUCCGGAAUUGGUGAAGGAAGUGUUUGGCGAUGAGACAGAGACGACAAAGCAGAGCGUGCUUGCGGCGGCUAAGUGGAGAAGCAUGACGGAUGACGAGCGCAAGCCGUUCUUGGCUCAAGCCGAACAAGAGAAACUCGAAUACGAGGCAGCGAGGAAACUCUAUGAGGAAGGGACGACGGGGUAUAGCUCGUCUAUUAACUUUAGUAUCCUCCCUGGAGGCCCGAUCAACGCCAUCGCUUUCCCUUCGUUUAAAGCCAGUUCAGGGAUAGCUAGGGUCAAACACGAAGGGGCGAGUGAGGAGAGUGAGAGUGAUGGUGGAUUUUUGACGGAUGAUAGUGCCAGCCAUAGUAGUGGGGCUGAGGGGUUGAAUGGUGCGAAGGGGACGGGUCUUUUGAAGAUGACGACUCGAUCGAGACGGGCGUAGGUGUUGCUGUCGUUCUAUGAUGCAGUGCGUCGCCGUCGCCUUUUCUUUUAUUUUGCUUUUUAUUGGUCGCGAAAUUUGGCUGCCGGACCUUCUUUUCUUUGUUUGCUUGUCGAUUCACUUGAUACCUCUCAUAGAGGUUACCCUGUUCACAUUUACCCCCAAGUCUUCACGACUAUCUUUGCGUAUAUGCGUCUCCUUAUGUUGUUUUCUUGACGUUUUCACGUUUCGACGUUCAUGUCCUUUUUUGUCUUCGACAUUUUUUGUGUAUUCGGUAUACCAUAUACCAAUGCUUGUUGUCAUUGACUCGAGCCACAACACACACCCCUUUAUUAUAAACUUAUGAUCUGCCGAGCAUCAUGGACCCCCUGCUCCUUUCUUUGCUUGUAUGUUUAUCUCUCUGUAUCAUGUAUACCACCAAAGACUUCCGCUUGUCUCUCGUCUUAUCAGCAUCUCACCCACUACCACCGCUCCUGCAUCACCCCUGUCUCUUCCUUAUUAUAUCCCCCUGCACAUUACAUCUUCCUGUAUUGAUAGCUCUUAUUUAUCCACUACACACGCCCUCCUUUCUUACCCCCUUCAUAUUGGUUGGGCUCUCAACGUUCAACUCUUAGGCUGGAGGCGUUGUGUUCUAGCUUAUAGGUUUUUGGGUACAAAUUCUUAUACGACAUUCGUUCUAUCUGGUUUGUUGCUUAUGAUGAUUAGUUUAUUGCACUGUGACGACCCCCUUGACGACCUCCCACUCCACCUCUGUAUUCUUAUAGUUAUUUCCUUCUCCUCUGAAUUUCUACGUACCAAAAGGAAUUGGGUUGUACUGUAGUACGUCGACCGCAAAUCAUACACGAAUACACGAAUAGGCGAAUAUUCCAAUACCCCC
Molecule: messenger RNA, 3325 nt
Organism: Somion occarium
Lineage: Eukaryota; Fungi; Basidiomycota; Agaricomycetes; Polyporales; Cerrenaceae
Source: the annotation of a GenBank genome assembly